Pseudozyma flocculosa PF-1 is the source of this 2376-nucleotide messenger RNA. RefSeq lists its product as uncharacterized. Gene Ontology annotation, cellular component: Golgi membrane. Lineage: Eukaryota; Fungi; Basidiomycota; Ustilaginomycetes; Ustilaginales; Ustilaginaceae. Gene Ontology annotation, molecular function: protein binding; palmitoyltransferase activity. The record is from RefSeq and is a predicted model, not a curated record. The transcript is spliced from 2 exons. Gene Ontology annotation, biological process: protein palmitoylation. The coding region runs from base 1 to 2376 and encodes 791 amino acids.
AUGCCGCCCGCAGCAGCACCCGGCACCCCUCUCUCGCAAGCCCCACCUCCGCCUCCACUCGUAUCCCUCAAGUCGGCCGCCAGCGCAACGACCACGCAUCCAACCUCACCGCCGCCAUCCUCGCCACCACCGCCUGGACACAACCGCAAUGACCCGUCAUCACAGCCAGCCGCCACCGAUGACGCCGUCGCCAUCCCCGUCACCAUCCACUCGGCGGCACAGCGCGGCGACCUCGCCACCAUCGUCGACCUCGUCCAGUCCGGCACCGCCACCGUAGACCAACGCGACAAGGACGGCAUCACCCCGCUCCACUGGGCGUCCAUCAACGCACAGCUCCACGUCUGCAGGUACCUCAUCGACAACGGCGCACACGUGGACCCGCUCGGAGGCGACCUCGUCGCAAGCCCCCUCCAGUGGGCCGCCAGAAACGGUCACACCUACGUCCUCGAACUCCUCACCAACCACGGCGCAGACCCCACCAUCACAGACUCGCAGGGCUUCAACGCCCUCCACCUCGUCGUACACUCGAGCGCAGUCAUGCCCCUCGUCUACAUCCUCCAGCACCCCGCACUCGCCCAGCCAGAGGGCUUCGACUCGACCGACUCCCAGGGCCACACCGCCCUCAUGUGGGCCGCCUACCAGGGCGACGCCAUCUCCGUCGACAUCCUCCUCAAGCACGGAUCCGACGUACACAAGCGCGACGCAUCCGGCCUCACCGCUAUGCACUGGGCCGUCGUAAAGGGAAACCGCCUCUGCAUCCGCCUCCUCGCACAGGCCAAAUCCGACCUCUGGGCAAAGGAGGCCUCGGGAAAGACGCCCCGCGACAUGGCCAUCGAGCUCAAGUCGAUCGGCGCCUACCGCAAGGCCCUCGCAGACGUCGGCCUCGACGACGACGGUCGCAAAAAGUCGCGCACCUUUGGCGCAUCCACCGACCGCACCGCAAAGCUCGCCGUCAUGGCCGUCCCCUUCACCGCCCUCGGCCUCAUCUUUGCCACCCUCUCCACCCUGCCCUGGUACACAGGCAUACCCCUCGCCAUGGCCGAGUUCUUUGGCAUGCACCACGUCGUCACCCGCGUCAUCCUCGACCCCAUGGAGCACGACUUCCUCCAGCGCUCAAACUACUUUCUGGCCAUCGUCUCGGGCUCGAUUGAGUGGGUGGCGUGGGAGUGGGCCACCAAGCUCGCCUCCAACGUGCCCGGCCACGCCACCGCCAACCUCUUUUUCGCCCUCGCCCUGCUCCUCUGCGCCUGGAACCUCUUUCGCGCCUCGACGCUCGAGCCCGGCUACGCGCCCACGCCCCAGAACCCAGAGGAGCGCAGGGCCGCCGUCUACGCGCUCGCCGCCGAGGGCAGGCUCAACGGCCAGACUUUCUGCGUGUCGUGCAUGGCGCGCAAGCCGCUCCGCAGCAAGCAUUGCAAGCUCUGCCGCCGCUGCGUCGGCCGCCACGACCACCACUGCCCGUGGGUGGCCAACUGCGUCGGCGUCGAAAACCACCGCCAGUUUAUCGUCUUUGUUGCCGCGCUCGUCGUCGGCAUCGUCCUAUUUGGCUAUCUCAGCGCUUCCUACUACUCGAUUCACGCGCCGCCAUAUGAUCCGUUGCCCGACCCGACGUCGGACGCGGCCAUUUGCCACCUGCCCUCGACGCUGCUCUGCUCGGCCGUGGCCUUGGACCCCUUUUUGCUGUCGGUGACGUGCUGGGCGCUCCUGCAGCUGUCGUGGACCGUGGUGCUGCUGUCGGCCCAGGUGUGGCAGAUCUGUCGCCAAAUGACGACGCUCGAGGUGUCCAACCUGGGCCGGUACGGCUACAUGGGCGGCAAGGGCGGCCAGAGCUACUCGGGCCAGCAGGGCAUGAUCGCCCUCCACCUCUCUCGCCAGGGGGCGCCGGCGGGUCAGACGGCCGAAGGUGCGCUAGGCGCACUUCAGGAGUCUGCCGGAGUGGCGGGGCCAGCGGGGGCGAUCAGGAAGCAGGGCGGACUCAAGGGCGGCUGCAAGCGCGGAGGCGACCUGCUGCUCUCGAUUGUCGGUCUCGAUCUCUACACGCGCGGCAAGGCGGGCGAAGGGCUCAAAAAGGCCAAUCGCGCCAGCAACCCCUUCGACGUCGGCGUCGUCGGCAACUGUCUCGACUUUUGGAAGAAGGGCGACGAGCUGGGCAUCCGCUACGAGCGCAUCUACGACGUGCCGCCUGGCGGGUUCACGAGAGGCGGUGGCCGCGCUGCGGGGGCGUUGGGCGGAGACCUCGAGGCCGGCAUGGGUGGGCUAGGAGGGUGGGACGACGGCGCUGGGCAGCCCAAGGAGCGGAAACGGUGGAGCAUGUGGCAGAACCUGCGCGGCAAGCGGGACGGGUACGCCCUGCUUCCGUCUGGCGGUGGAGCCUAG